This is a messenger RNA of Entrophospora candida, 168 nucleotides long. Lineage: Eukaryota; Fungi; Glomeromycota; Glomeromycetes; Entrophosporales; Entrophosporaceae. The record is from the annotation of a GenBank genome assembly.
AUGAGAAGAUCUAGACGUAACCUGUUGACCGAGAUUGAAGCUAGUAAUCAAAAUCCUAUUAUUGAGGCUUUUUUGAGGCAUGAGAUUGUAAGUUAUGAUAGAAAAAAGCAACGCCCACUUGAAAAUCGGGCACAAAAUUGUCGAGAAAUUGCCACAUGUUUCAUGUGA